AAUCCCCGGCGAUGGAGCGGAGGCGACCCGCAGCAGAGUGACAGAAAAGAGAUAUCAGAGACUGGAGAGCGUCGGCAGGGGGGCGAGGGCGGCUAUAGCACUGCAAUGCCGAAUAAAACUAAGAAAGAGAAGGAACCUGCGAAAUCUGGAAAAACUGGCAAAACCAGCGGAGGUAAAAAUGGGCAAGAAAACACAGAACACGAGAAUUCUAACCAAAAAAACAGCAACAAUACGCCACCUACAACACAGGUAUCAAAAGUGAAGCUGCCCGGUCCCCAGACAGCAGUGAAGAAGGAGAAACGACAGAGCUCCAGCAGGGUAAAUCUCAGCAACCACAGAGAGCUGCAGAAGCUUCCAGCUUUUAAAGAUGCCCCUCCUGCGGAGCAAGAGAAGCUGUUUGUUCAGAAAUUGCGGCAGUGCUGCGUCCUGUUUGAUUUUGUCUCGGACCCUUUAAGUGACUUAAAGUGGAAGGAGGUGAAAAGGGCAGCUCUGAGUGAGAUGGUGGAAUACAUCACGCACAAUCGCAAUGUCAUCACAGAGCCCAUUUACCCGGAGGCCGUUCACGUGUUUGCAGUGAACAUGUUCAGAACGUUACCCCCCUCAUCCAACCCCACAGGGGCAGAGUUCGACCCUGAAGAGGAUGAGCCCACGCUGGAAGCAGCAUGGCCACAUCUACAGCUCGUCUAUGAAUUUUUCCUUCGGUUUUUAGAGUCUCCAGAUUUCCAACCAAAUAUCGCAAAAAAAUAUAUCGACCAGAAAUUUGUAAUGCAGCUUCUAGACCUGUUUGACAGUGAAGACCCUCGUGAGAGAGACUUCCUGAAAACCACACUGCAUAGGAUCUAUGGGAAGUUUCUGGGGCUGCGUGCGUACAUCAGGAAACAGAUCAAUAAUAUAUUUUAUAGGUUUAUUUAUGAAACGGAACAUCACAAUGGUAUAGCAGAAUUACUGGAAAUUUUGGGAAGUAUAAUCAAUGGAUUUGCCUUGCCAUUAAAAGAGGAACACAAGAUUUUCCUGUUGAAAGUUUUGCUGCCUUUGCACAAAGUCAAGUCACUUAGUGUCUACCAUCCACAGCUGGCAUACUGUGUGGUUCAGUUUCUAGAGAAGGACAGCACACUCACUGAACCAGUGGUUAUGGCACUUCUAAAAUACUGGCCAAAGACUCACAGUCCAAAGGAAGUGAUGUAUCUGAAUGAACUCGAGGAAAUAUUGGAUGUAAUCGAACCCUCAGAAUUUGUCAAGGUCAUGGAGCCUCUGUUUAGACAGCUGGCAAAAUGUGUUUCCAGUCCACAUUUUCAGGUGGCAGAAAGGGCAUUGUACUAUUGGAAUAAUGAGUACAUUAUGAGUCUGAUCAGUGACAAUGCAGCCAAGAUCUUGCCCAUCAUGUUCCCCUCCCUGUACCGCAAUUCAAAGACUCACUGGAACAAGACCAUUCAUGGUUUGAUCUACAAUGCUCUGAAGCUCUUUAUGGAGAUGAAUCAGAAACUGUUUGAUGAUUGCACUCAACAGUUUAGAGCAGAAAAAAAUAAAGAGAAACUAAAAUCAAAAGAACGGGAAGAGGCCUGGGUGAAGAUAGAAAAUCUAGCCAAAUCAAACCCACAGUACACUGUGUGUGUUGAUUCCUCUGGCCUCAAUAGUCCAGUAGCAAUGGAGACAGAUGGUCCCUUGAUAGAAGAUGUUCAGAUGUUAAAAAAGACUGUAGAGGAAGAAGCUAUUCAGGUAAAAUUGCAGAGGGAUCAGAGAAAGGAACGCCCCCUGGUGCGCCGCAAGUCCGAGCUGCCUCAGGAUAUUUACACCGUGAAAGCCUUGGAAUCCCAUCGUCGUGCUGAAGAAAUAUUGACAACUCAUGAUGGACAUUAGGCAGACACGCCGGUUUUCUGCUCUGCACAAAAAGAAUGCAGAAUCUGUUACGUCAAACAUUGGCAUGGAAACCAGGGGGGUGUGUCUCCCGAGUUGUACCGUACCCGGGCUCUACUCUUUUGAGGUUUCUGCUUUCUCAGGAUGUUUUCUGAAUGUUAUCUGACACCCGUCUGCUUUUCAGUUGGUCUGUUGUUGUUUAUUUUAAAAAAGACUAAUACUCUUGUAUCUUGUAAAGCCAGGUAGAAAGCAGAACCUGAGCGCGAUGGUGCGUCUGUGUUUGUUUGUUUUUUGUGUAAGGGAACAAUUUGGUGUAGGCAACAGAAUUUGGAAGUGAACCUUUCAGCCCAGGGAUAGCUGCCAGUGCCAACACUAGUGUUAUUCAUUUUGUAUAGAUUGUAACAUUUUAAUAUUUUAAGCUUGAUUUUUUUAUUUUUUUUAAUUGGCUGAGGGUGGAAGGGUUCUGCAGAAUGUACCAAAAUACUGUGCAGAUUUUCUUUUUGUUGUUUGCUGCAGAUAAAGGAAACUCUGUGCAGAAAACCGGCAUGUUUGAUUAAGCUGUUCGUUCCACCGGAGUGAAGCUGUAAAGAAGAGAAAAGAAAGCUCUUUUCUGGACUGAGUUCUUACUUUUUGUGCCAUACCAAUUUCUUCUACACAGAAACAAAACCUUUUUCUUCUUUUUUUAAAUCCAGUCCAGCAAUAAGUUUCCCCAGAAUGCAGUUCAAAUCCUGGUAGUUCAAACAAUGGUAGAUUUCUAUUAAAAAGCAGAAGAUUGUCCCAAGUUGCACAUUUGCCUAGUGCAAGUUUAAUAUCAGCAUGGCACUGAAACCAGUUUAAUAUCAGCUUGGCAUUGAAACCUGUUUAAUAUCAGCAUGGCAUUGAAACCCGUUUUAAUAUGAGCAUGGCAUUGAAACCCAUUUUAAUAU
Molecule: messenger RNA, 2780 nt
Organism: Polyodon spathula (Mississippi paddlefish)
Lineage: Eukaryota; Metazoa; Chordata; Actinopteri; Acipenseriformes; Polyodontidae
Product: serine/threonine-protein phosphatase 2A 56 kDa regulatory subunit gamma isoform
Exons: 16
Coding region: 106-1857 (583 amino acids)
Biological process (GO): signal transduction; protein dephosphorylation
Cellular component (GO): nucleus; cytosol; protein phosphatase type 2A complex
Molecular function (GO): protein phosphatase activator activity
Source: RefSeq, a predicted model, not a curated record